This is a messenger RNA of Coregonus sp. 'balchen', 5529 nucleotides long. Lineage: Eukaryota; Metazoa; Chordata; Actinopteri; Salmoniformes; Salmonidae. The record is from the annotation of a GenBank genome assembly.
AGGGAGGAAGGAGGACAGACCUUUUUGCCUUAUCUCAACAUCACUUCAAGGGUUUCUUUUCUUAAAACGGAUUGGCCAAUUUCUCCGUGUUGUUACUUAAAUAAAACAACUUUUCCAACUCAAGAUUAGCGCCAUACACGAAGGAAUAUUUUACUGUCACAGUUUGGAUUUGAAAGUUUCAAUAAAUGAUGGAUUUGAGGAGUUUAGUAGGCCUACCUGCUGUUCUGCUACUCUUCGGUGUGGUCACUGUGUUCGCGCAAACUGCCGAACCCAGCGUAGGUGAGUCAGUGGCACUUCUUUUGUUGUUUUUCUUAACCAUUGAUUUAUUGUCGCUUAUAAAUUAUUUUGAUCUAUAUGACAAAAAAAUAUUAUAGAUCAUACUGUUGGCUAUAGUUAGUCUAUGACAUUAAUCACCGAAAAUACAGCUGGUAGUGGAGUUCUCUCAAACCAGAAAUUCCCCGAUUUCACGUUGUAGCCUAUUUCACAGUGAAUUUGCCUUUAGGUAAAACACAAAAUGACUUAAUGCUUGUUUUCAAUUCCUUUAUAAUGAUGUAAUUUAGACUGUCAUCAGCCUUAUAAAAUUUAGAUUAUUAUAUUCAGACAAUGGCUCUUUAAUUUCAAGUGUCUUGGUAGAUUGGUAAAAUAUUUGGCCUAUUCACUGUCAGGGAGUUGUUAAACGCUUGUGUAACUGAAACCUCUUAGCAGGAACAAUGGAUUGUUUUCAGUUCCUUCUCAGACACAUUUCAGUAGUUAGAAUCAUGACUGGCUGGCCCAUUUAACUGUUAAGUGUUUGGGUGAAACUAGUUAAAGUGCCAAAAGAGACACCUGUUCUCCAUCUUGGAAGAUUCCUUUUUGAAUUUUUGCCCCAUAGAGACCAGACUACCAGACUACCAGGCUUCCGUUUCUUAUCUGGAGCCAUAGAACUAACUACCAGAAUGUACACAAACGAUUCUGUAGAAUCAUACAGUCAAAAGACAAAUGGAAAUAUCUGCAGUAGGCUAGGUCUUGCUGCAAGUGAGAAGGCUUUAUUACUGCCUCUAACUGCAGUUAUUUCGUAUGUUAUGAACUACUGAUCUAAUGUUUUUUUUCCCCUCGAUCAACCUGUUUUCUCUCCCUCCCUCUCGCUCUCCCGCCUCCCUCUCCCAGUGUGUGAGACUAAGAAUGGAACAAGCUGUGAGGAAUGUCUGACAAAUGUGACGGUGAGUCUGGGAUUAGUCUGGCACCCGAGUCAGGAACACUUUGGUUUUCCUGGUCCUGAUUCCCUCACUCUACCUCCUGCUCAUGGGUCUAACAGGGUCACAUAUGUUUUCUGGUCCUGAUUCCCUCACUACACCGCCUGCUCAUGGGUCUAACAGGGUCACAGAUGUUUUCUGGUCCGGAUUCCCUCACUACACCUCCUGCUCAUGGGUCUAACAGGGUCACAGAUGUUUUCUGGUCCGGAUUCCCUCACUAUACCGCCUGCUCAUGGGUCUAACAGUGUCACAGAUGUUUUCUGGUCCUGAUUCCCUCACUACACCUCCUGCUCAUGGGUCUAACAGGGUCACAGAUGUUUUCAUGUCCUGAUUCCCUCACUACAUCUCCUGCUCAUGGGUCUAACAGGGUCACAGAUGUUUUCUUGUCCUGAUUCCCUCACUACACCUCCUGCUCAUGGGUCUAACAGGGUCACAUAUGUUUUCUGGUCCUGAUUCCCUCACUACACCUCCUGGUCAUGGGUCUAACAGGGUCACAUAUGUUUUCUGGUCCUGAUUCCCUCACUACACCGCCUGCUCAUGGGUCUAACAGGGUCACAGAUAUUUUCUGGUGGACAUGAAUCAGCAUAUCAGCUCCACCCUCCACACCUAUCAGACAGGUUGGGGGACUAACUGAACACUCACCUCUGUCUCUCUGCCCUCAUUUCUCUCUCUGCAUCCCUCCAUCCUUGGCAUUGUGAACUCUAACCCUGCCAAUCCUGAAAUCCCUACCAAUUCAUAGUCCACGAAUACUGGCGUUAUGUUGACCUGUGUGUGUGUUACAGUGCCUGUGGUGUCAGAAGACUAAGAUGUGUAUCACAUACCCAGUGAGGACCAUCCUACCCCCCCACGCCCUCUGCCCCCUCAACGAUGCACGCUGGGGACGCUGCUGGGGUAAGAAAACAAACACACACACACACACACACCUCUGCUGGAGUAAGAACUAAUGUCCUGUGUGUGUGUGUGUGUGUGUGUGUCAGUGAACUUCCAGUCAUUGAUCAUCGCCAUGGCGGUGGUGGGUGGAGUCAUUAUCAUCGCCUUCCUGGUCUGCCUCUUCUGCUGCAAGUGUGAACGCAUCGGGUAUAGUGUACACACACACACACACACACACACACACACACACUGUUGAUUUGUGUAAUCUGUUUCCAAAACAGUUUGGGAUGAGGGGAUGAUGUUUUUUUGUUUUUUUAUCGUUGACUGUGUGAGUGUAUUUAUAUAAUGGUAUGUGUAUUCAUAUACAGUUUCGGCCAAAGUAAUUGGCAACCUUACACUUUUCUUAAAUAAGUCACUAUUUCUUAUUUGUUUAUUCAGAUCCCUGUUGUUGCCAAAGCAGCAGCUACUCUUCCUGGGGUCCACAAAAAAACACAAAACAUGACAAGUAACGAAACACUGAUAGACAAGAACAGUCACACAAAUUUAAAAUACAACAAUAUACAAACAAUACAACAAAAAAAUGAUGUGUUAGUGUGUCUGUGUGUGCAUGUGUUUGUGUGUGUUUCCCCUUUCUUCUAAAAUAGGUUGAAAUAAAAAAAAAUAUAUACUUUUGGUCUCCACACCUUGUUAUUAGAUUUUCGACAUUGCAGAAUACAUUUUAUUUUUGGAAACUUAAGUUGACAAUUUUAAUUUAGAAAAGACAAAUGGCAUGGACAAAAUGAUUGGCACUCCGGAGCUUAUACUUGGUUGCACAGCCUUUGGCCAAGGUAACUGCAGACAAACGCAUCUUGUAGCCAUUAAUGAUGUAGCCCACUUUUCAGCAGCAAACUGCUCUAAUUCUUCAAGGUUUGAGGGGUGCCCUCCUCAACUGCUGUUUUCAGAUCUCUCCAUAGGUUUUGGAUGUGAUUCAAAUCUGGACUCCUGGCUGGCCACUCCAGAACAGUCCAGCAUCUCUUCUUGAACCAUUCCUGGGUGUUUUUUCAUGUUUGGGGUCGUUGUCUUGCUGGAAGACCCACAGCAUUCAAUGGAGACCCAGUUUUUGGACACUGGGUUGAACAUUGGACAACAAAACAACUAAUAAUAUGCUGAUUUCAUGAUGCCUUGCACACGUUCAAUCAAACAUGGGGAGGUUCAAUAAUGCUGUGGGGUCGCUUUGCUGCCUCUGGUACUGGGGGUCUUGAACGUGUGCAAGACAUCAUGAAAUCAGCAGAUUAUCAAGGUGUUUUGGAGUGCAAUGUUCAACCCAGUAUCCAAAAACUGUGUCUCUGUUAAAGGUUGUGGGUCUUCCAGCAGGUCAACAACCCCAAACAUGCUUCAAAAGCACCUUGGAAUGGUUUAAGAAGAAACGCUGGACUGUUCUGGAGUGGUCAGACAAGAGUCCAGAACUGAAUCACAUCUGAAACCUAUGACGAGAUCAGUAGUUGGAGGGCACCCUUCAAACAUUGAAGUAUAAAAGCAGUUUUCUGCUGAAAAGUGGGCCAAAUGCCAGUCUAAAGUUGAAGCAAGCUCAUUGAUGGCUACAAGAAGCGUUUGUCUGCAGUUAUCUUGGCCAAAGGCUGUGCAACCAAGUACUAGCUCCAGGGUGGCCAUUUUGUCCAUGCCUUUUGUCUUUAUUUUCUCUAUUAAAUUGCUCAACUUUAGUUUACAAAAAUAAAAUAGCCUCUGCAAUGUUGAAAAUCAAUUUAAUUUAUUUGAAAAGAAAUAGGAAAUUAUUUAAGAAAGGUGCAAGGGUGCCAAUAUAUUUGGCCUCAACUGUAUAGUGUGUGUGUUUGAUUUGGCGUGGUCAAGUAAAGUGUGUAAUUCACACACACACACUGACCUACCCUCAUGGACUGACCUCCAGACACAUGUAUAAGUACUAAUCCGCCCUAACCUGUGUGUGUGUCAGGUCUACGAGGUUCGAUGCCAAGAUGGAUAGACGGGCCAAUAAGACGAAGGGAAAACAGGAAGAGAGGUAAGACGUCACCAUGGCACACGAACAUCUGUGUAUUUGUCUAUGUAUGUGAAGCAAUUUGCAACUAAAGAAAGUGUCAGUAUUUACAUGGCUUUGUGUUGUGUGUGUUGUGGUCAGCUGGCCUACUACAAAUCCCACAGGGAUAUAUGGUGAACAUUGCUCAUUCAAGCCCUGUGUGUGCUGUAUUUGACCUUACACUCAGAAUUAGAGGCAACAUAUCCUUUUAAUACCUGAAAAAAUAUUGUGUGUGUUUCAUUCCUCAGUGUGUCUAUCUGACAAUGUGACCGUGUUUGCGAUCAGAACAAGGCCCCAGGUUUCUUUUGUUAGUUUCAUAUCAGUUACAGCCAGAGCGACACAAAAGCAUUACUGGAACAAACCUUUACAUACGUCACAACCAAAGCUAACCGCCCAAACCGGUUUGUGCUCUACUCAUGACUUCUUACCUACCUGGCUGGUCUGAAAGGUUGUGCAUUCCUCUAAAAAUACUAUGUGUGCUUACAUGUGUGUGCGUCUAACCAGCUGGUUGUCUUUGUGUUAACAGGAAGGCAGAGAUGAAGACGAGGCAUGAGGAAAUCCGAACUAAAUAUGGUACGACUUGAGACACGCACACAAAUACACACACACACACACCACUCCUGUCAUGUUUCCUCAUUCCUGUCUGUGGAAAACCACCAUCACUACUCUGAUGGAAUUUGUUGUUAUGAAAGAUGAUCUCUAAUUCUUUCUCUCCUUCUCUCCCUCUUUUCCUCCCUCUAUCUCCGCCCCUCUCUCUCUCUCCUUCCAGGUCUCAGUGGGUCCAACCCAUACUCCAAAUUCUCCUGAGCUGCCUGCCUUCUCCUCACCUCUGACCUUUCAACCAACCCAACCCUUCUUCCCCUAAGGAAUGUUGACCUUGGUGACUGUUCUAUGCUCAGCUUACCCUACCCUAAACCAUUAAUCAUAAAAAUCUUAAAGAUGCGUUAUAAAGGUUUUGUAUAAUUUCAGACAAUAGCUUUGAAAGUAGCGCUCACAAACCAAAAUGGGUCCCCAUAAAUUGUGCACAAUUGUGUACAACGUAAUCUAUUUCGUAUGAUAUGUUGCAUCCUGCAAAAAUAGUAAUAAUAAUAAUAAUAAUGUACCUUAUUUAUACCAUCUACCUUCUGUGACUACCACUGUAUUAAAAACUCAUAUGAUGAUGGUGCUUAAGGGUUACUACUUGGUUAUAGGAGAUCUUGCCUAUGCUCUACUUGAUUGAGAAGAUGCACUCCAGAAAAGUUGACCAUAUCUAUGUAUUUUUAUCUGUGUACUCCAUCAAACAAACUUUUUUAUAGAUGUAUUGUUAUUCUAAUUUAAACCAGAAUUGUACUUAAUGAUGCACUUUGCAGAAAUUGCUCCGCCAUUUCCAGUUAACCUAAUUUCAGUUUAUGUGACAAA